Molecule: messenger RNA, 2900 nt
Organism: Mandrillus leucophaeus (drill)
Lineage: Eukaryota; Metazoa; Chordata; Mammalia; Primates; Cercopithecidae
Gene: TNFRSF10A
Product: tumor necrosis factor receptor superfamily, member 10a
Exons: 10
Coding region: 373-1761 (462 amino acids)
Biological process (GO): TRAIL-activated apoptotic signaling pathway; positive regulation of apoptotic process
Cellular component (GO): plasma membrane; cell surface
Molecular function (GO): TRAIL binding
Source: RefSeq, a predicted model, not a curated record
CAGAUUCCGCGGUGGCGGCCUCUGUGCCCUUCAUUCCGCUACCCAUCCGUCCACCGAGUGCCUGCUAGUCGCCAGGAAUCCGGCCACGGAGAGACUGAGGUCGACUCCCGACCGAGAAGCCUCGCGCUGGGACCAGUCGUUUUGACAGUGGCAAAACGACUCCGAACGCAGCAGCAUCCACGCGGCGGCGGUGUUUGAGGAACAGAAGCUGAGGGCGGCGAGGGCGGUCACAGAGGAAGGAAGUUCAGGGUUGGCCAACAGGAGCCGCAGGUGCCCCGAAAAGGGGGCGGGGUCAGGGUUGCCCUAAACUCCGAAUGCGAACUUCUGUCUUAUCACAGCCAAGCACGCUGCUUCUUGGAUUGAGCUGGCAGGAUGGCGCCACCACCAGCUGGAGUAAAGCUGGGCGCGUUCCUGGCAGUGACUCCGAAUCCGGGGAGCGCAGCGAGUGGGACAGAGGCAGCCACAGCCACACCCAGCAAAGUGUGGGGCUCUUCCGCGGGGAGGAUUGAACCGCGGGGUGGGGGCCGAGGAGCGCUCCCUACCUCUAUGGGACAGCAGGGACCCAGUGCCCAGGCCCGGGCACGGCGCGCCGUAGGACCCAGGUCGGCGCAGGGAGCCAGCCCUGGGCUCCGGGUCCACAAGACCCUCAAGUUUGUCGUCGUCGGGGUCCUGCUGCAGGUCGUACCUGGCUCAGCUGCAACCAUCAAAGUUCAUGAUCAAUCAGUCGGCACACAGCAAUGGGAACACAGUCCUUUGGGAGAGUUGUGUCCACCAGGUUCUCGGCCUCACUUAGCCUUCAAUUUCUCAGAUCAAGGGACACGUCAGGGAAACACAUUCCCAAAACCUUGUAUUCUGUCAUCAGAUGAAGAAGAGAGAAGUGCCUGCACCAGGACCAGGAACACAGCGUGUCAGUGCAAACCAGGAACUUUCCGGAAUGACGAUUCCGCUGAGAUGUGCCGGAAGUGCAGCACAGAGUGUCCCAGAGGGAAGGUCAAGGUCAAGGAUUGUACGCGCUGGAGUGACAUCGAGUGUGUCCACAACGAAUCAGGCAAUGGACAUAAUGUAUGGACGAUUUUGAUUGUGACAGUUGUGAUUUUGGUUGCCCUGUUGCUGUUGGUGGCUGUGCUGAUGUUCUGUUGGUGCAUCGGCUCAGGUUGUGGAGGGAACCCCAAGUGCAUGCACAGGGUGAGUUUCUGGUGCUUGGGUCUCCUACGAGGGCCUGGGGCUGAGGACAAUGCCCACAACAUGAUUCUGAACCAUGGAGACUCGCUGUCCACUUUCAUCUCUGAGCAGCAAAUGGAAAGCCAGGAGCCGGCAGAUUUGACAGGUGUCACUGUACAGUCUCCAGGGGAGGCACAGUGUCUGCUGGGACCAGCAGAACCUGAAAGGUCUCAGAGGAGAAGGCGGCUGGUUCCAGCAAAUGGCGCUGACCCCACUGAGACUAUGAUGCUGUUCUUUGACAACUUUGCAGACAUCGUGCCCUUUAACUCCUGGGACCAGCUCAUGAGGCAGCUGGACCUCACAAACAAUGAGAUCCACAUGGUAAGAGCUGAUACAGCAGGCCCAGGGGAUGCCUUGUAUGCAAUGCUGAUGAAAUGGGUCAACAAAACUGGACAGGAUGCCUCGAUCAACACCCUGCUGGAUGCCUUGGAGAGGAUAGGAGAGAGACAUGCAAAGGAGAGGAUUCAGGACCUCCUGGUGGACUCUGGAAAAUUCAUCUACUUGGAAGAUGGCACAGGCUCUGCCGUGUCCUUGGAGUGAAAGACUCUUUUUACCAGAAGUUUCCUUUUAGGUGUUAAUAGUUUUUUUGUUUUUGUUUUGUUUUGUUUUGUUUACAUGUAUGUAAAAUAAAUACUUAGCUGGGUGUGGUGGCAUGCCUGUAAUCCCAGCACUUUGGGACGGUGAGGCGGGUGGAUCACUUGAGCUCAGGAGUUCAAGACCAGCCUGACCAACAUGGUGAAACGCCGUCUCUACAAAAAAAUACAAAAAUUAGCUGGGUGUGAUGGUGCGUGCCAAUAUUCUCAGCUACUCAGGAGGCUGAGGCAGGAGAAUCGCUUGAACCCAUGAGGCAGUGAGCCGAGAUUGCACCACUGCACUCCAGCCUGAGCGACAGAGCAAGACUUCAUCUCAAGAUAAAAUAAACUUGAAAGAAUUAUUGCCCGACUGAGGCUCAUAUGCCAAAGAAAAAUCUGGUUCUCUCCUGAGCUGGCCGGUCUGCUUGGGUCUCCAUGUGUUUCCUUAUCGUGGUGGUUAAUUGUAGGUGCUAAUGUGAAUGGAUUAAAGAACACUGGUAAGGCAUUAUUUCUGGGACAUUAUUUCUGGGCAUGUCUUCGAGGGUGUUUCCAGAGGGGACUGGCGUGCAAUCGGGUGGACUGAGUGGAAAAGACCCACCCCUAAUGUUGGGGGGCACCAUCCAAUAGACUGGGGAGCCAGAUAGAACAAAAAAAGAAAAGCAUAUCCAUCUGAUCUCCUGGAGCUGGGACACUCUUAUUCUGCCUGUGGACAUCAGACUCUAGGAUUUCUAGCCCUUGGACUCCAGAGCUUACACAAGUGGCCCCCCGAGGAUGUAAGGACUUUGACUUUGAACUAAGAAUUACACCAUUGGCUUCCCUGGGUCUUAGGUUUUUGGACUGGAUUAAGCCCUGCUUCCAGCAUUCCAGGGUCUCUGCUUUGAAGAUGGCCUGUUGUGGAACUUCUCAGUCUCCAUUAUGAGAUGCAUUAAUUCCUCCAAUAAGUCCCAUUUCAUAUAGAGUCAUUUGCUCCACAACAACAUUUCAGUCAAGGGAACAGCAUAUAAGAUGGUGACUAUCCAGUAAGCUAAGGUUAAUUUAUUAAUUAUUUAAUUUAUUUACCGUGAGUUCAAGUCACAAUUGAAGUACAUGUACCUUUGGAGAUUUGGA